Molecule: messenger RNA, 2739 nt
Organism: Amborella trichopoda
Lineage: Eukaryota; Viridiplantae; Streptophyta; Magnoliopsida; Amborellales; Amborellaceae
Source: RefSeq, a predicted model, not a curated record
UAUAUAUAUAUAUAUAGAAAUACAAUUUCUAAGGGUUGUUUGGAGCAGGCGGGCCUGAUCAUCGGUAGCAUCCAGGAUGUGAAAGAUUUUAUAUUUCCAAGUUCCAGCUAUGAAGCCCUCGCCUCUGUAUCGAUGGUAGCAAUGCAGUUCUACAUGUUCCUGGUCGGCCUCGAUAUGGACCCCCUCUCCCUCCUCUCCACCUCCCCUGACUCCCGCUCCCCCUACAUCGCCUAUGCGAGCGUCGCCACCUGCUCCCUCCUCUCCAUUGUCGCCGCCCCCAUCGUCAAUACCCUCUCCUCCUCCAAACUCGGACACAUCCCCUUCUCCAUCUUCCUCACGCUUUUUCUGUCUAACACCUCCUCCCCAGUCCUUGCCCGCCUCCUCAACGACCUCAAGCUCCUCAAAUCCAACGUUGCCUCGGUUUCCCUCCGCGCCGCCCUCCUAAAUGACAUGAUGUCUCUCUUCUUCACCUUCAUGAUCGUUUCUUAUGUCGAAUUUAUGGGUCGCAACAUCUGGGGUGAGAGCAUUCCCAAGUACCUGGUGCUCUUGAUCGGUGUCGCUGUUGCCACCGCCUUUGCCUUGACUGUUAUCCAUGCUGUCGGCUCGGCUGUCUCCUGGCUGAACGACCACAACCCUGACGGGAAGCCCAUGAACCCCAACCACGUCUCCCUCAUCUUGUUCGUGGUGGUGGUCGUGUGCUCCGGCUUCGAGGCCAUCGGUUUCAGUUCGAUCGUGGGGUCGUUCUUCUUCGGGCUUCUGUUCCCAAAAGAGGGGAGGGUGUCGAGCAUGCUACUCCAGAGUACGAGUUAUGUUCUGUACACAUUUGUGAUGCCGGUGUUUUUGUUUACGGCGAGUGUGGACGCGAACUUGAAGCUGGUGGCGAAUACAAAAGCGUUGGGGUUGCUGGGGUUGGUUUAUGUGCUUGCGGCAGGCGGAAAGCUGGUGGGGACGGUCACUGCCGCGGCGGCGGUGGAUAUGCCUCUCCAUGAAGGGGUGGCGGUGGGUUUGCUCAUGAAUGUCAAGGGGCCGUUCCAUAUGAUGUGCUUCCAUUUUGCCAGGAGGAUGAAUGUGAGUACUCUCUCUUUUCCCUCCCUAACCAACUCUUCCCCUCUCUUUGCAAUGAGCUUUCCUCUUUCUACCAUGCUCUUCCCCCUCGUUACCUCUGUGUCCCUCUUUCACAAUCAUAUCUCAUCAGCUUCCCUCUUCUCAAAAGGUGACUUAAAUUCAGCUUGGCAUUAUGUACCCAUGACCAUGCAGAUCAUCUCAGAAGAGGCGCUCACAGUGAUGGUCCUGGUGGUCCUCCUCAGCGUCAGCACCGUUUGCCCGAUCAUCUCCUUAAUCGUGCGCCGUGCCCGCCGCACAGCCCACUUCAAGUGGGCGGGCCUCGAGUGGCACAACCCAUCAUCUGAGCUCCGGAUCAUGGCGUGCCUCCACAGCCCACGCAAUGUACCCGCCGCCAUCAGCCUCCUCGAGGCUUCCAAAGGAACACCCUCCUCCCCCCUCCUUGUUUAUGCCAUGCACCUGCUCGAGCUCACCGACCGCACCGCCGCCACCAUCAUGUUCAAGGUGCGUGCCGACCCCACUGGCCAUGCCUCUGCUGCCGCCCCCACGGAUGAGGCCUCCAUUGAGAAUGAUGAAAUUGUCCAGGCCCUUGACACAUAUGUCGGCUCCACAUCAGGGCUCACAAUACGCCACCUCAAUGCCAUCGCCUCCUUCUCGACUAUGCAUGAGGACAUUGUGAAUGCAGCCCAGGAUGCGCUCGUGUCGCUCAUAUUAUUACCGUUCCAUAAGGUGCAGAGGGUGGAUGGACGUAUGGAGGAGGUCGCUGGGUCAGCCGGGCCUGGGUUCCAGGGCGUGAACCGCAGAGUCCAAAGGAGUGCCCCGUGCUCGGUGGCGAUCCUAGUGGACCGGGGGAUUGGGGGAGCCACCCACCUCACAGCAGUGCACGUAUCACACCAUGUGGCAGUACUCUUCUUUGGGGGUGCCGAUGACCGUGAGGCCCUCGCGUUCGCAAGUCGCAUGGCGGAGCACCGGGGAAUCAGCAUCGAGGUCGUGCAUUUUAUUCCAAUGGUUGAGGACGAGGACAACAUUUCAGUAGCAGGAGAUGCAGAUGUCGAGAAGGUUUCUGAAAUAGCAGAGAGGGCGAGGGAGAGGAGGCUCGACUGCGAGUUCCUGGAGGACUUUCACACACGAUGCAUAGCGACAGGGCAGGUGGGGUAUUUGGAGAGGAGGGUGGGGAAUGGGGCAGAGAUGGUGGAGGAGCUGAGAGGGAUGGAAGAGAUGUACAAUUUGUUUGUGGUGGGCAGGGGAGAGGGGAGCCGGCCAUCAAAGCUGAUUGAAGGGAUGAGUGACUGGGAUGACUGUCCGGAGCUGGGGCCAGUCGGGGACUUCCUCGCGUCGCCGGACUUCUCAAUCACAGCAUCAGUGCUUGUCAUGAAGCAGCACGCAAGAUCCGCCACCGACGAGGUCGAUGAUGACUUUGAGGUUGUCAUCUAAGGACUGCGCUUUUCCAUCGACAAAAAAAACACCAUCUCUUAUCUUUUUCUUUUUUCCUUCCAUCUCUCUCAUUUUAUUUUUCCUUUUUUAGUCCUACACGAAGACCUCCAACCACUGAUUUAAAAAUAACCAAUGAUGAUCGAGGAAAUGCUGAAUCGCCCUAAUUCUUUCUGAUUUUUAUAUUUUCUUUUAUUUCUCUGUAAGUAGUUGCCCAAUACAAUCUGGUUUUUAUAUUUUCUUUUA